Molecule: messenger RNA, 4628 nt
Organism: Siniperca chuatsi (mandarin fish)
Lineage: Eukaryota; Metazoa; Chordata; Actinopteri; Centrarchiformes; Sinipercidae
Gene: sfmbt1
Product: Scm like with four mbt domains 1
Exons: 21
Coding region: 232-2832 (866 amino acids)
Biological process (GO): regulation of DNA-templated transcription
Cellular component (GO): nucleus
Molecular function (GO): histone binding; transcription corepressor activity
Source: RefSeq, a predicted model, not a curated record
GUAUCGCGAUUAAAUCCUCAACACAAAAAGCCCCGCUGUUGCUUGGACGACGGUCGGAACUCCCGCUUUUGUAAUCAUUUUAUUUUGAAACGUUCAACCGGGACUCCCGGUUUUUAUUUACGUUGAGCUGACAUUGCUGCGAGCGAGCAGGCGGAGAGGAACGGCAUCUAAAAACCGACUUGGAAAAACUACUUAGCGAGCUCCUAGUCUUGGCCUUAAGGGGGCAACAGCAUGAGUCAGGAGUCACUGGAGUCUGAUGGAGACUCUGCCCAGGAUGGAUCUGACUUUAACUGGGAUGACUACCUGGAGGAGACUGGAGCCGUGUCUGUGCCCCAUCACGCCUUCAAACAUGUGGACCAGGGCCUGCAGACAGGACUGACUCCUGGCAUGAAGCUGGAGGUGUGUGUGCGCUCAGAGGCCGACAGUCCUUACUGGGUGGCCAACAUCAUCACCACAUGUGGCCAGCUGCUGCUGCUACGCUACGAGGGAUACCAGGAUGACCGGCGUGCCGACUUCUGGUGUGACAUCAUGACAGCAGACCUCCACCCGCUGGGCUGGAGCCGCCAACAUGGGAAGACCAUGAGGGCCCCUGAGGGUGUGCGUGAGAAGCACCAGGACUGGGACGCUCUGCUGGAAAAGGCCCUGGCUGAGGAGUGCAGCGCGCCUGCCAACCUGCUGGAAUUGCCCCAGCGUGGUAGAGACCCAGUGGAGCUCCUGUGUGCAGGCUGCUACGUGGAGCUCCAGGACAGCGUUGACCUGGCGCUGGCCUGGGCUGCUGAGGUGGAGGAGAACGUCGGCGGAAGACUGAAGCUGCGCCUGGUAGGCACAGAGGGCCUUCCUGACACACCCGCGACCCUCUGGCUCUUUUAUCUCCACCCUCGCCUCCACCCAACCGGCUGGGCCAAAGAGCAUGGCUGCACCCUCAGGCCUCCUUCAGACCUGUUGACCCUGCGGACAGAGGAAGAGUGGGAGGAGGUGAGACAGAGAAUCGGUGACCUGCCUCAGGAUGAAGCUCUGACUGCAGAGUUCAGUAAGGAUCAGCCUGCCAUCGCUGCUCAUUGUUUCAAGGAAGGAAUGAAACUGGAGGCUGUUGACCCUGCUGCUCCUAUUUCCAUCAGGCCUGCCACUGUCACCAAGGUGUUCAAUGAGCAGUACUUCCUGGUGACGAUGGACGACCUUUGUGGUAUUGAGGAGUCAGAGGGUGCUGGGAGGUCCUUUCUGUGUAGCAGAGACAGUCCAGGGAUCUUCCCUGCUCAGUGGAGCCUCAAAAACGGGCUCCCUCUCAGCCCCCCACCAGGAUACCAGGGUCCAGACUUUGACUGGGCAGAUUAUCUGAAACAGUGCGAGGCUGAGGCAGCUCCUCAGCAUUGCUUCCCAACUGAGCAAUGUGACCACAGCUUCAAAGAGGCCAUGAAACUGGAGGCCGUCAACCCUCUGUCACCUGAGAACAUUCACGUGGCAACUGUCACCAGGGUCAAAGGGCAAUACAUUUGGCUCAACCUGGAAGGACUGAAGCAGCCCAUGCCAGAGCUGAUAGUUCAUGUGGACUCCCUCGACAUCUUCCCUGUCAGCUGGUGUGAGACAAACGGCUAUCCCCUCGUCUACCCCAUCAAACCCUCAGUUGAAAAAGAGAGGAAGAUUGCUGUGGUGCAGCCUGAGAAACACCGGGCUCCACCUAAGUCAUCGUCACCUGACACUGUCAAGCAGCAGAUGGCCAACCAGUCGGAGACAGGACAAGGGAACGGGAAAUACUGCUGUCCCAAGAUCUACUUCAACCACCGCUGUUUCUCUGGGCCUUACCUUAACAAGGGACGCAUUGCAGAGCUGCCUCAGUUCAUUGGCCCUGGAAACUGUGUCCUCGUGCUCAAAGAGGUAUUGACUCUGCUGAUAAACUCGGCAUACAAGCCCAGCCGUGUGCUGAGAGAGCUGCAGCUGGACCAGGAGAGCCGCUGGCAAGGCCAUGGAGAGACACUCAAAGCCAAGUACAAGGGAAAGAGUUACCGGGCCACUGUGGAAAUAGUCCGCACUGCAGAUCGUGUGGCAGACUUCUGCAGGAAAACCUGCAUCAAGCUAGAGUGCUGCCCCAACCUGUUUGGACCCCGCAUGGUUCUGGACCACUGCUCGGAGAACUGCUCUGUCCUCACCAAGACCAAAUACACAUAUUACUAUGGAAAGAAGAAGAGUAAACGUGUUGGACGUCCACCCGGGGGCCACUCCAACUUGGAGGGUGGAGUGAAGAGAAGAGGGAGGAGGAGGAAGAGGAGGAAGCAGCUCUUCGUCCAUAAGAAGAGACGCUCCUCAGCCUCAGUGGACAACACGCCUGCUGGCUCUCCACAGGGCAGUGGAGAGGAAGAAGAUCUGGAUGAAGAUGACUCCCUGAGUGAAGACUCUGGCUCUGAGCUGCAGGACGAUCUCCAGGAUGAUUCUGAACAAUCGUUUGGGAAGUCUCAGCCCACCACGCCGUCCCCCUCCCCACCGGCAACACCCAGGCCCACACGCCGGCGCCGGAAACCCCGCUCACCCUCGUUCUCUGAUGAUGAGAACCGCCCUCCUUCACCAAAGACCUCAAAGACUGAGCCCCCUCAGAAGUUGUGUUUGGACACUAGCCCGCUGGAGUGGAGUGUUACUGAUGUGGUUCGCUUCAUCAGGACCACUGACUGUGCACCUCUUGCACGGAUUUUCUUAGAUCAGGAGAUUGAUGGACAGGCUCUGCUGCUGCUGAACCUCCCUACAGUGCAAGAGUGUAUGGACCUGAAGCUGGGACCAGCCAUCAAGCUGUGCCACCACAUUGAGAGGGUCAAGCUGGCAUUUUAUCAACAGUUUGCUACGUAGCUGAUGGGGAAUGAACAUGGACGUGACUACAUCCUGUGUAUCAAUCCUGUAAAAAAAAACAAUGUUUUUUUCCCAUUCUGACUUUCCAAACACUGGACAUGCUUUAGAAUCCUGCAUUAACCGCACCGUGUCGGACAAGCGUGGUCACGAGAUGAACGAAGCAACAUUUUCUGAUCGUUGGAAAAAAGAACAAAGAAGAAGAACAGCUACACGGACAAAACAGUUCAGGUGCUCUUUAGGAAAGGCAAAGGGUAGGACUGAACGACAGAAGAAUUCAAGGCAGUUUGAUACCAUAAAUAAGUGUAAAAGCCUUUAUUAAUUCCAGCAUGUUUUGCAAAAAAAAAAAAAAAAAAAAAAAGCAAGCCAUCAAAAAGGACUUGCUUUCAAGCAACAGACUGGUUUCUAGCUAAAGGCUUCUUUAUUUAUUUGUGUCUUCUGAGUGCCUCGGAUUCUUCUUUUAUUUCCUCUUUCUUUGAGGAAGUGACUGAGAGCCAGUGCUACAACCCCAUUGGUUCCUUUUGUCCAUUCAUGAUUUCCAGCCUGCCCUGCUGUCUCUAAAAGGGAAUACCAUGGAAUCACAGCUUUUACUUGUCAUAUUAAGCCCUAGAAUAUUUGGUAUCUGCUAGUCAACCUUUGCUAUUGUCUGCUGGAGUCAGAAAUGAGGUGGUCUCGCCUCCUAAUCUGGUGAUUUCACACUGAAGUCUAAUUUCCCUGAAAACAUGUUUCAACAUUUUUUAUGCAAAUGAGGGUACACACGGUAUAUGACAGCCCACUUACAUUGAAGCACUUAAAAACAAACACAUUGUUUUUCACAAAAUCCAUUUCACUGCAAAAGCUCCAAGCUGUAUCUUGGAGUACCAACAGAUUGGGAGUCUUUGUUUUAUGGUUUCUUAUGUCUUUUUAGAUUUACUUCUGUUCUCAAGGAGAUAAUUUUGCCCAUUAAUUAAGCAAAGACAAAAAUAAUUGUUUGCACACAGAUAAAUCUACAAUUUGCAUAUAAUUAGUAUGGUUAGCAAGUUUCUUGAAAGCUAGAGGUAAUAUUAAUCUAGAUAUAAAUAACAAAGAACAGCCAUAGUGAGUCAUCACAAGUAAUGGAAUUAGAUUUUUGUGUGAACACCAGACAUGAAUACUGUACCAUUUGCAAACAUUAUCCAGCUGAAUUAAGAUACAGUCUGCUCAACAACAGAUAAAAGUGGGCCUUCAUCUCAAGAGAUCAAAUUGCUUUCUUGUUCAAGCUUCUACAGUGCAAGGAUUCUGUAAUGUAAGCACAAGCAAAACCCAUGUACUGUAUGCUGGUAUGCAAAUGACAGUGCAUGUUUGUAUAUAGUGUAUAUAAUCAAAUAUCUUCUAGUGCAACAGGGUGAUUAAAAAGAAAAAACAAUUGAGCAAUUAACUUUCUGCAUAAACAAUGUGUGAAUGCCCUAAAUAUACAAUAUAUUUGCACAGAAUAGGCCUAAACUUUCUCACAUGGGGUGUUUGGUUAAAACUAAUUCUGUUACAGUUGAUUAUUUGAGCCAUUUCAUAAUCACUGAAGUCAUUAUUUUUAACAAUUAACUUAAUGAUAAAUGUGAAGUUUUAAAGCAAGUAGAUAUUCUCAAAAUGCUUUUGUAAGUCUGUUUUCCUUUUUUUUACCAGUUCCUGUAGUGCGAUUUACUGUAAUGUGUAUCAUUUUGUGUGAGGUUCUUUGUUUACUCAUUUUCUUGUAGUUUCCGCAAUGGAACAGCUUUUUAUUUCAUGUUUGAAGAUUAUAACUGCUAUUUAAAAAGGAAGACUGCAAAUAAAUCGAUUAACAACGA